GCUGGAGCAGCACUAGUAACUGAUACGUUUUGAAAAAAACAUGUUUUCUCAUGAUAGUAUCCCUUUAAGGACCACUCUUUUUAUUAAUUUAUCAAUAUUUGUCUUACAAUUUUUUUACAAAUACUAGAUUUUACAGAUUAAUGGCAGCUCUGUUGUCUACUCUGAAGCAUAAGAAGGAAUUGAUUACCAGUGAGAUACAUCUUCUCAGCACAGUGACUGCACUGCAGAAAGUGGUAGAGACUCUGCUUCACUACCUUAGGCCAUAUCUGCAAGAUUCAGUUUUACAGGUUCGGUUUGCAGCAUUGCUGGCUCUGAUCGAUUUAGUUAAAAAGCUCAAAAUGAAUUACAUGGUCCUGCUGCCUAAAUCCAUCCCUUUCAUUGCAGAACUCAUGGAAGAACCUAAUGAGCUACAGCAGAACGAAUUACUGCAGAAGAAGGAUUUACUAAGUCAAAAUAUUGAGGAAUUGAAACUUACCUUUAGUGGCAGACCCACAAAUUUCAAAAGUAAAGAAAAUGAUUUGCCCCCUGAAGCACAAGAGAAAGCUUCCAAGGUCCAGGAAAUACAAGAAAAGAUGAAGAAGCUGAUUCAUACAGUAAAGGGCAAACACAGGAAAGAAAUACCAGUACCGGACACCAGGGAUGCCUCAGCUGCACCUGUAACAGACUCACCUGGAUUACUACAAAAGGGCAAAGACCAUUUGCGACAAAUUGCUGAGAAAGGAGCUUCUGCAAAGAAGAAAAUAACCGAUAUGAUGAGUGAUAUCAAUAACAGCAAGGAUUCUGCAAAGAAGAAAAUAACAGAUCUGGUGAACAGCAAAGGAGAUGCUGCAAAGAAGAAAGUAUCAGAUAUGAUAGAUGAUCUCAAGAACACCAAAGAUUCUGCAAAGAAGAAAUUAACAGAUAUUCUGAGUGAUCUCAAGAACAGCAAGGAUUCCAAGGUCCAGGAAAUAAAAGAUACGAUGGAGGAGUUGCUUGAUGCCAUGAAAGAGAAAUACAGGAAAGGAAGUUUUCAACUAAAUACAGACGAACCAGUAGAAGAUAUGCUGAAAGAAGCAUUUGAAAAUCUGGAAAAACUAAGAAAAAUAAGCACAACAAUCAUCUGCGUACUUAGCCUGAUUUGUGUUGGAAUUCUCGUGUGUGUUGCUGUAUACAGAACUUGUCACCGAAGAACUGAAAAGGAUAAAGUAAGCCAAAUGGAGCAAGGCACUUCAUAAGUUCAACUGGUCCUACUUCGGUGAAUCUAGAAUACAGAUCAGGAGAGAGUUAUUUCAGGGAAUGGAGCUGCCUGAUAUCUUCAAGACAAAUCUUCCAAGGCAUAUUUAGAAACACGCAAGCUAUAGAGCAAUAAAUAUAAGCAACAUAAAAAUAUAUGCAGGUGCAUGUAAAUUUGUCAUACAAUAAAAAUCCAUAAAACUACUCUUGUGUGAAGCUUCAUUAUUAAUCUGGCAAUAGAAAAAAAAACUGGGUUUGGUAGGACCAUGUAAAUUUUGAAGGAAAGGUUAUUAUAAAGGAUAAAAGUGCUCCUCGUGAUGAACAUACUGUGCAGAUUUUGGAUGUGGAAGUGUAGUGUGAAAAUGAUAGGUUACACUAUUCCCUGUACCAGAAGACCACAGACAGGAAUACU
Molecule: messenger RNA, 1624 nt
Organism: Xenopus laevis (African clawed frog)
Lineage: Eukaryota; Metazoa; Chordata; Amphibia; Anura; Pipidae
Gene: irx5al.2.L
Product: iroquois homeobox 5a like gene 2 L homeolog
Exons: 15
Coding region: 141-1214 (357 amino acids)
Source: RefSeq, a predicted model, not a curated record